Messenger RNA from Medicago truncatula (barrel medic), 1536 nucleotides. RefSeq lists its product as uncharacterized. The record is from RefSeq and is a predicted model, not a curated record. Lineage: Eukaryota; Viridiplantae; Streptophyta; Magnoliopsida; Fabales; Fabaceae. Bases 1 to 1536 code for a protein of 511 amino acids. The transcript has 3 exons.
AUGGAAGAGGGUAACCCACCAGCAGCAUGGCCCAAGUUAGGAGAUUAUGGGCUAGCAAAUCACCGUGGUCGCCUAACUCACGUGUUCCAACCUGCUAAUCCUGUUGCUUUUGACAUCAAAGCAUCAGAAUUAGAGCUUAAGUUUCUAGAGAAGUAUUUCCCUAUGUCCAAGUACUCUGACAAGAAGCAAGAAAUAGCAGGCUUUCGGCAAGGUGAAGGUGAAUCACUUUAUGAUGCUUGGGAAAGGUUCAAUUUGCUACUGAAGAGAUGUCCAGGCCAUGAGUUUUCUGAAAAACAGUAUCUCCAAUUCUUCACUGAAGGGUUAACUCAUAGCAACAUAAUGUUUCUAGAUGCCUCAGCUGGAGGUAGCCUAAGGGUAAAAACUGAUCACGAAGUUCAAACUCUGAUUGAAAACAUGGCCAGCAAUGAGUACCGUGCUGAAGCGAAAAAGAAAGAAAGAGGUGUUUUUGGGGUAAGUGUCACUACUUCCAUACUAGCUAACCAAGCAGCUAUGAAUAAGCAAAUCGAAACUCUAACCAAGGAGGUACAUGCUUAUCAAUUAUCCAACAAACAACUAGCAGCUGCAAUACGGUGUGAUUUGUGUGGUGAGGGCCAUCCUAAUGGUGAGUGUGUACUAGAGGGAGCUAGUGAAGAAGCCAACUAUGUGAACUAUCAAAGGCAAAACCCUUACUCCAUGAACAAGCACCCUAACUUGAGUUACUCCAACAACAAUACCUUAAAUCCUUUGUUGCCUAAUCCUCAACAACAACAACAACCGAGGAAGCCUUCAGGUCUUGAGGAAACAAUGAUGAAUUUCAUGAAAAUGACUCAAAGUAACUUUGAAGAAAUGAAGAAGAGUCAAGACCUUGAAAGGAAGAACAAUGAAGCCUCAAGGAAAAUGCUUGAAACACAAUUUGGGCAAUUAGCUAAGCAGUUGUCUGAACAGAACAAAGGGGGAUUCUCAGGUAAUACUAAGGAGAACCCUAAAUAUGAGACUUGCAAUGCUAUUGAGUUGAGGAGCAAAAAGGUUUUGACACCUUUAGCUCCUAAAGUUCCUAAGAAGGUUGAUGAAAGGGUUGUAGAGGUAGAUGAAGAUGAUGAAGUUGAGGAAGUGGUCGAAAAAGAGAGUGAUCAAGGUGUAGUUGAAAAAGAGAGUGAUCAAGGUGUAGUUGAAAAUGAAAAGAAGAAAAAAAUAGAGGGAGAAAAAAGUGAGAAGUUCAUAGAUGAAGACUCGAUAUUGAGAAAUGAAGCCAAAAAGAAGAAGAAGGAGGAAGGACAAUUCAAGAAAUUAAUGCAACUCUUCUCACAACUUCAAGUGAAUAUUCCUUUUGGUGAACCUCUCGAGCAAAUGCCAAUUUAUGCUAAAUUCAUGAAAGAAAUGUUAACAGGGAGAAGAAAGCCAAAAGAUGAUGAGAACAUCUCACUUUCCGAGAAUUGUAGUGCUAUUCUCCAAAGGAAACUUCCUCCUAUGCUUAAAGAUCCUGGUGCUUUUACUAUACCUUGCUCCGUUGGGCCGGUAGACAUUGGAAGAGCUUGA